UCAUGAAGCUUUAGCUGGCGAGCCAUUAGCAUUCAGCUAACACACCAUCGACUAUCUACAAUUCCGCGAGCAGGUUCAUUCAUCCGCCAAAAAUGGAGUGGGCAAGUCAGCUUUGUGAGAACCGAGGCUUGGGAUCCAAGAUGACAGACUCCAAGUAUUUCACCACUACCAAGAAAGGGGAGAUCUUUGAGCUGAAGGCAGAGCUCAACAGUGAUAAGAAAGAGAAGAAGAAGGAGGCAGUGAAGAAGGUCAUUGCGUCUAUGACAGUGGGAAAAGAUGUCAGUGCACUGUUUCCUGAUGUUGUGAACUGCAUGCAGACGGAUAAUCUGGAGCUGAAGAAGCUGGUCUAUCUGUACUUGAUGAAUUAUGCCAAGAGCCAGCCAGACAUGGCCAUUAUGGCAGUCAACACCUUUGUGAAGGACUGUGAGGACCCAAACCCUCUGAUCCGUGCCCUUGCUGUGCGCACCAUGGGCUGCAUCCGAGUGGACAAGAUCACGGAGUACCUGUGUGAACCUCUAAGGAAGUGUCUGAAAGACGAAGACCCUUACGUAAGGAAGACUGCUGCAGUUUGUGUCGCCAAGCUGCAUGACAUUAACGCCCAGCUGGUGGAAGACCAGGGCUUCCUGGACACCCUGAAAGACCUGAUCUCCGACUCCAACCCCAUGGUGGUAGCAAAUGCAGUAGCGGCUCUGUCCGAGAUAGCAGAGUCUCAUCCUAACAGCAACCUUCUGGACCUGAACCCUCAGACAAUUAAUAAGCUCCUGACAGCCCUUAAUGAAUGCACCGAGUGGGGCCAGAUCUUCAUCCUCGACUGCCUGGCCAACUACAUGCCCCGUGACGAUCGCGAGUCACAGAGUAUCUGUGAGCGUGUAACUCCACGGCUGUCCCACGCUAACUCUGCCGUGGUUCUGUCUGCCGUGAAGGUUCUGAUGAAGUUCAUGGAGAUGCUUCCUAAAGAUCUAGACUAUUACGGCACUCUUCUGAAGAAACUUGCUCCUCCGUUGGUCACGCUGCUCUCAGCUGAACCUGAACUGCAGUAUGUUGCCCUGAGAAACAUUAACCUCAUCGUACAGAAACGCCCUGAAAUUCUGAAGCAUGAGAUGAAGGUUUUCUUUGUGAAAUAUAAUGACCCAAUCUAUGUCAAGCUGGAGAAGCUGGAUAUCAUGAUCCGCCUGGCGUCUCAGGCCAACAUUGCUCAGGUGCUGGCUGAGCUGAAGGAAUAUGCCACUGAAGUGGACGUGGACUUUGUGCGUAAAGCUGUACGAGCCAUUGGCCGCUGUGCUAUUAAAGUAGAGCAAUCAGCAGAGCGUUGUGUCAGCACACUGCUUGACCUCAUUCAGACCAAGGUCAAUUAUGUGGUGCAGGAAGCCAUUGUGGUCAUCAAGGACAUCUUCCGCAAGUACCCCAACAAGUAUGAGAGCGUGAUUGCCACUCUGUGUGAGAACCUGGACUCUCUUGAUGAGCCCGAGGCACGCGCAGCAAUGAUCUGGAUUGUGGGAGAGUACGCAGAGAGAAUCGACAAUGCAGAUGAGCUGCUGGAGAGCUUCCUGGAAGGCUUCCAUGAUGAGAGCACACAGGUGCAACUGCAGUUGCUGACAGCUAUUGUGAAGUUGUUCCUGAAGAAACCCACUGAGACCCAGGAGCUGGUGCAACAAGUGCUCAGUCUCGCCACACAGGAUUCUGAUAAUCCUGACUUGCGUGACCGUGGCUACAUCUACUGGCGUCUGCUCUCCACAGACCCUGUGGCGGCAAAAGAGGUGGUGCUGGCCGAGAAGCCUCUGAUAUCAGAGGAGACGGACCUGAUUGAGCCCACCCUGCUGGAGGAGCUUAUCUGCCACAUUGGUACUCUGGCCUCAGUCUACCACAAACCUCCCAGUGCUUUUGUGGAGGGCAGCCGUGGCGUUCAGCACAAGAGACUUCCUGCUCGCGCUGGCUCGAUCGAGUAUGUGUAUCCGAUGUACUCAUCACACCAGCAGAGGGCUGCUUUAGCUACUGCAGUCUACCUUGUACAUUUACAGCCCCAACAUUUUUAUUUACAACCACUGGCAACUAGUGUUGACAUCAGUAAAAUAUGUUCAUUUUGUCAUUACACAUCUUGUAUAAACAGUCCUGGGCUUGCUGCAACCACAUGUUAUUUUUCAGGGAGUUAUGUCAAUAUUUUUAGCAACUGUAAAGUUUUAGAAAUCCCCAGCAUCAUUCCCCUCAUUUCUUCUGCUUUCAUCCAUUGGAAACAUUUCAUCCAUUUCUCAUUCCUGUAUCAGCCGGGUGGCAGGACAGAGGUGCAGUCUCCCCAACCAUCUUCUGAUUAUAGUGAGAGAGAGCUGGGAGGAGACAUCGGCGGAAGCCCUUCGAUGGGUGCCGGUUUGGGGGCGGCCCCAGCAGCCAUGCCUGCCUCUCUCGGUGGUGCUCCUGCUGUUGGAGGUGGAUUGGGAGACCUUUUUGACCUUGGUGGAGGUGUUGGCAUGCCAACAGGAUCCUACGUUGCUCCUAAAACUGCGUGGUUACUGGCAAUGAAGGCUAAAGGGCUGGAGAUUUCUGGGACGUUUGCUCGACGUGGUGGGAUCAUUCAGAUGGAUCUGUCUCUUACCAACAAAGCCAUGAGUGUUAUGACUGACUUCGCCAUUCAGUUCAACAGGAACAGUUUUGGUCUCGCCCCUGCUGGCCCUAUGCAGGUUCUGACUCCUCUGAGCCCCAAUCAGACCAUUGACGUUAGUCUCCCUCUCAGCAUGAGCGGCCCUGUCAUGAAAAUGGAACCUCUCAACAAUCUGCAGGUAGCUGUGAAGAAUAACAUUGACGUGUUCUACUUCAGCUGCCAAUAUCCCCUCAGCCUGCUCUUUGUAGAGGACGGAAAGAUGGAUCGUCAGGUGUUCCUGGCCACCUGGAAAGACAUUCCAAAUGACAACGAGGCACAGUUCCAAAUCAAAGAUAUCCACCUCAACUCAGACGUGGCCAGCAACAAGCUGCAAGGCAGUAAUAUCUUCACCAUAGCCAAGAGAACAGUGGAGGGGCAGGACAUGCUGUACCAGUCUGUCAAACUCACCAACGGCAUUUGGGUGCUGGCAGAAAUGCGCAUACAGACCGGCAACCCCAACUACACGGAAAUGGAGCUGUCAAUAAAAUGCAGAGCGCCAGAGGUCUGUCAGUUUGUGUACCAGUGCUAUGAGUUGGUGCUGAAGAACUGAAGUGGGGGAAACCAACAGGAAACUGCAGUUCCCAGGCAUCGUUUGGGUGGCUGAAACUUGAUUGGACCAGUCAGAGAAAGAACCCCCGCUGGCUUGCAUUUCCCUCAGACUGUGCUUUCAGCAUUGACGGAAUCCCAAGGAAUUUUUCUUCAUUAUUUUGUCCAUUCCCAACACCCUUCUUUAUCCCUCCUGCAAUCCUUAAAAUAUUACAGUUACGGUCUCUCUUCUAAAAUACAACACACAACAUAUAAAGAUAUCAUCUUUAUUUCACAUAUGUGCAGGUGUUCUUCUCAGCAAAUUUCUUUGCCUUUACUACAUGAUUGCUACUGUUUAUCCUGAGUGAUUUUUUCCCCCCUCAUGAAGGUCAAGCAUCAUGCGCAGAAGAUCUCAAGAGUUUUAGACCAGCCUGUAUUCGUCAUCCAUCCAGUUGUAGGAAGGGUGGGUUUACUACAGUUGAGAGAAACCUUUCAACACUGCUGUUUUUAAUUUAGUCUUAAUAAUCAGACAGUGGGUCGCUGGGUUUGUAUUCACACAAACAGUUGUGUGAAUGCUUAAGGUUCAAAUCUUUAUUUAUUAAUUUUUUUCUGUAUUAUAAAGCUCUCCCCGGUCUUUCCUCAGUAAUUUAAGUCUCCCACAAUUUCUUUUAAGGGAAUGCUUUGUGUUUAUCCAGAAGCACUACACAAUUGCCGAGUAAACUUUUUUCUUUUUCUUCAAAAUAUCUCUGUAUUUGCUGAUGACUACGUUCGCAGUCAUGGUUUGCUAUUAAGCUGGGUUUAUUUUUAGUUACUACUGUCUUUUGUGUGCAGUGUAUCAGCUUUGUGUUUGUGUGUCUGAGUUGAAGAUGUAACCUGCUGCAUGUUCUCUUCCUCCUGGCAAUCUUCCCUGUCCUCACUUAUUUCCCCGUUUGUCGAUUUACAUGCCCACAUAUUCAGGGGGGUUGUCGAUUUAGUGUGUGUGUGUGUGUUUUGUUGCAAGCAAGAUAAACUGUUGGAUCUGUGAGGGAGACUCGACUCCUAAGAUCAUCCUGCAGAAAAGUAAUACUUUAUGGUAUGAAUAUCUUUAAAAUCACUCUGAACGCGAUGCAUCAGAUGUCUCCUGCUUUGCAAAACAACUUGUUCACUGAACGUUUCUUCUCUCAUUCUUUACGGGUCAGGGAGAUGUGGUUAAACUUCUAUGUCCAUGUGAUGUUUAAUUUCCUUUUAAACCAUGUUGACAAGGUGGACAGACCUCUCUCAAGCUUAAUGUAAAAUACCACCAGACAAACACUGCUGACCUGAUACACUUAAUGCAGUGUGUGUACACUUAGAAGUUCCCAAAUAACAAUGAUUA
Sinocyclocheilus rhinocerous is the source of this 4511-nucleotide messenger RNA. RefSeq names its product AP-1 complex subunit beta-1-like. Gene Ontology annotation, cellular component: clathrin adaptor complex; membrane coat. Lineage: Eukaryota; Metazoa; Chordata; Actinopteri; Cypriniformes; Cyprinidae. Bases 93 to 3182 code for a protein of 1029 amino acids. The record is from RefSeq and is a predicted model, not a curated record. Gene Ontology annotation, biological process: vesicle-mediated transport; intracellular protein transport. Gene Ontology annotation, molecular function: clathrin binding. The transcript is spliced from 24 exons.